Molecule: messenger RNA, 6067 nt
Organism: Lates calcarifer (barramundi perch)
Lineage: Eukaryota; Metazoa; Chordata; Actinopteri; Centropomidae
Product: immunoglobulin superfamily DCC subclass member 3
Exons: 13
Coding region: 99-1889 (596 amino acids)
Biological process (GO): axon guidance; cell-cell adhesion
Cellular component (GO): plasma membrane; axon
Molecular function (GO): protein binding
Source: RefSeq, a predicted model, not a curated record
GUAACGGGACGCUGCUCAUCAGGAACUUCUCCAAGAGACGAGAGAGCAACGAGACGGAUGCCGGAGAGUACGACUGCGCCGCACAGAACCACUACGGGAUGUUGAUCAGCCGCAAGGCCCGAGUCCAGCUGGCCUCCCUCCCCAAGUUCCUGUCUCACCCAGAGUCUGUUGCCGUGGACGAAGGGGGCGUGGCCAGACUCACCUGUCAGGUAAAUGGAAUCCCAGAGGCCAACAUCACCUGGCAGAGAGACCGACAGCCACUGAGCACAGAGGACCCCAGGUACACUCUGCUUCCUAACGGCAUCCUGCAGAUCACCGGUGUUCGCAGAACAGACAGCGGUUUGUUUCGCUGCGUCGCCUCAAAUAUCGCAAACACACGAUACAGCCAUGAGGCCCAGUUGUCCGUCACCGUUGCAGGAUCCAGGAUCUACAAGGAGCCCGUCAUCCUGUCCGGUCCUCAGAACCUCACCAUCAACGUCCACCAGACCGCCAUCUUGGAGUGCAUCGCCACAGGAAACCCCCGCCCCAUCGUGUCCUGGAGUCGCCUAGACGGGCGGUCCAUUGGGGUGGAGGGGAUCCAGGUCCUGGGAACAGGGAACCUGAUGAUCUCUGAUGCGACUCUGCAGCACUCAGGAGUUUAUGUUUGUUCAGCGAACAGACCGGGCAGCAGGUCCAGGAGGACGGCACUCGGACGACUCGUGGUUCAAGCUCCUCCAGAGUUCGUGCAGUGGCCUCAGUCCGUCUCCAGACCAGCAGGUGGCAGUGCUGUCUUCAGCUGCACGGCGUCCGGCGUCCCUGAUCCUCACCUCAUCUGGCUGAAGAACGGCAAACUGCUGACGCCGAGUGGCAACGUCAAGCUCACCAACGGAAACACGACGCUCGCCAUUACCCGCAUCACGCCCGAGGACGAGGCCAUCUACCAGUGCAUCGCCGAGAACAGCGCCGGCACCAACCAGGCCAGCGCCCGCCUCGCCAUCAGCCAGGGGCCCGAGCUGCCCGAAGCCCCCGCUGGGCUCCAGGCCACGGCCCUGAGCUCCAACAGCCUGCAGCUGACCUGGGAUCAGCCGACGGAGAGAGUCAGCCAGCAGAUAAUCGGAUAUGUGCUGCACAUACGACGGCUGGGCGAGCCGGACAGUGCAGAGCUGCAGGAAGCCGUCAGUAAAACCACCUUCAGACAUGAGUUCAACAACCUGGAAGCUGCCAUCACCUACUCCAUCUACCUGAAGGCGUACUCUGCUUUGGGAGGCAGCCAGCAGUCCAACACUAUUACCGCCACCACGCUGGGCGGAGUUCCCAGUUCUCCCAGUUUCUUCACUAAGGUCCUGAACCAGACGGCCAUGCAGGUGUACUGGGAGCUGCCCAGUAAACCAGGGAGGCUGGAGGGCUUCAGACUGGAGUACCGCGGGGUUUCCAACCCAGACGUCCAUGGGCAGGAGACCUUCCCAGGACACAUCAACACCCACACCAUCUCCCACCUGGAACCAGCAGCGGUUUAUGAGAUCCAGCUCGUGGCGUUUAAUGGGAACGGAGACAGUCCGUCCAACCGCCGCCUGGUGUCUUUGGCUGAGGGAGGAAACACCGCACCGGGUCCAAGCUGUAACUGUGACCAAUCCAACGGCUCGACAUCAACUCUGCUGAUCGGUGUUCACAGUGGCCUCGCCUGCAUCCUCUGCUGCCUGCUCUUCAUCCUGCUGGGAUACCGACGCAGUCUGAUCUGCAGGAAGGCGGCGAGCUGGGAGGCUCCGCCCACUCUGAACGGUGUCAGAGGUCCUAAAGGUCUCACACCUGAGAGCAUCGAGCUGAGCCAGAGAUGUGACUCCACCCCUCCUCCAGUGAUGGUCAUGGUUGAACCAAGUCCACCCAUCCAGCCCGGGACAGGCACUGGAUAAAACACCAUAACUACUCCCCCCACCCCACCCCCUCCUCCUGAACUCCAGCCUGAGUCUCCUCCUUUGCUCCUGACAGCCUUACAGCCACUUCAGCCUUUAUGAAUGACUGAGAGUUAAACGUUGAGAUUAUUGAGACGUCUGUCUGAGGAUCAUCCAGAGAGCAUCUGAUACCACAGGGGACGAACAAAUCCACCUCACCCUCAGGCCCAGUCCAGAUGUCCGUCUGCUUUGACUCCAAUUCAUGAUGAUUUUGUCUUCAGACUGAAACCAAAGCUGAAUUCUUCUGAUUCGAUCUUAAAAAUACUUAAAAAUGCAUGACUGUCGAUAACUCGUCACUCAUGUGACCCUGGCUGAUUCCCAUGUGGUAUCAGAUGCUGACGUUGCGGCGUCCUGGAUGUUUGCUGUCGAAACCAAAACCUUUUUUUCAGUUUGGUAAUUUUGAGUUUGUCACCGUCGGUGCCGAGUUUCCUGAGACGAUGAGGCCUUCUGCUGAUCUGACCAGAGACCGGGUCCUCAGAGGAUAAACCCACCUGAGCAGGUAGUUCACCUGUGGCGUGUUGGCCCUCUGAGACCCAGAGCCAAAGGGAUUUAUUAUUUCUCUGGUCAGCCGGUGUCUGUAGAGGACGUUAACUCUCCUCUGCUCUGCUUUAGCAUUUUAAUGUUUGUUUUUCUCACCGAGUUCGCCUCAGGUCAGGACGUAGAGGAGGCUGACUGUCAGCUGGUUGUUCUCCUUCCUCCCUCCUUCUCUCACUCCCUCCCCUGACUCCUCCACCAAACUCUUUACCUCCAAAGAGAGCUACCUCAGGCUCAACGCCAAAUGCCUGAGCUACAGGCAACCGUUAGCCUCCUCCUGCUGCUGGUCAAGCUAACCUCCCUGAAACCAAAAGGCUCUUCCGGAGCCACUUUGCCAUUUUUUCUACCUUUUUUGUACCAAUGCCGAUGUCCUGAACCCAACCAUCACCAAGAAACCCUCUGAUCUCUGAAUGUUGCUCGUCUGAACCAAUGGACCUGUCCAUCGUAGUCCUCCUACAAGAGAAGCUGAUGAAAGAAGAAAAGGAUCUCAGCUCUUUGAGUUUGUGUUUUUGUUUGACUGUUGACUGUCACUUCCUGUCUGACUCCACCCACCUCCAGUGCUGCUUCAACGGACCCAAAAACCUCCUCCAACUCACCCAACACCCUCCUUAACCCUUGCUGCAAACCAAACCACACCACACCGUCUUAGUUUGUCUUGGUUGUGUUGUAGCUUUUACAGUCCAUAAGUCUGCUUCAGAACUGAUUUAAGGGUCUUCAGACCUUCUGGAAUCAGUAGGUUUUUCCAACAACGUCCCAAGUUUCCACCAUCACAGCAGAGAAACAGCCACAGAGACCAGAAUCUGGACUGAACACCUGACCAACUUGCUCCAGAUCUCAGCUUCGGUAAAAAAAAACCUUUAAAACCUUAAACACUUCAGAAACCUGCUUCAGAACUUUCAGCAUUGAAGGACCCUUUGGUUUUCUUUAAAAAACUUCAUAUAUUUUCUGGGUGUGUGACCUUUCCUGCUGCUUCUAGAUGAACUUUCAGUCCAGUAAUGAACUGUAGUCCUGGUCUUCGUCAGUCCAGAGUCUCUGGAGUCCGUUGGACAAUUUGGGUCCUGAAGCUCACUGGAGACGUUGGAAAACUAACCUGAACUGCAAUGGGGACGUUUGAUGGUUCGAAGUUACCUGACUGAAGUCUGUCCUCUGCUAGUCGUCAUGGAGACGCCUCCUCCUCUGCUGGUUGUCAUGGAGACGCCUCCUCCUCUGCAGAAAUCUCACCUUCACUUGAGAGAAAGUGAUGAGGAGUUCAGUCGACAGAGAGUCGAACAUGUGAGAGACAAACCAGUGAAACAGGAGAGUUCGGAUUCUGGACCUCUCUGACUUUUCCUGUCCCGACUUUUAACUAAAGUUUUUAUGUUUUAUUUUUGCGGAGGCAGCCACCUCCUGUCACCUGCCAGGUGUGCGCCACCAUGUUUAAACUGACCUCUGAUGUCUGAUAACGUCUGAAGUUAAUGUCUGAACCUUUCUGUAGAUGAACAGCAGCUUUCUGUCGGUUUCUGCCAAACUUCAAAUGUUCUUUAAAAACAAACUGAACAAUGUCCAAAGAUAAAAAACAGUUUUCAUCCAUUUCCUGUGCAAACAGUUUGUUUUCACUCUGCUUCCUGUUCCCAGAGCUGAAGAACAAACCAAACCAAAAGAGAUACUCACUGUCACAUUUUGUAUUUCAGAUUAACAUAUAAGUGAAUAUAUUUUUUCAUAUGUUGUGAUAUGAAGAGCUCCGUGUGUUUAAAUAAUGAGUCAGAAACCAAAUAAGUGAAAACGAUAGAAACACGUCGACCAAAAGCUCGAGAAUUACUCUGAUUUAUUACCUCGGUCCUUUAGAGCCACAGAGAGUCUGUGUGUUCAGUUUGUGGUUGAAUGUCUUUACAGCUUCUGCCUCUGAUACUGACAGUGAACCUAAGACGGAGAGACCCCGUUACCCAGAGACCCCCAGACCUCAAGUCCUUCAGGUGCUGAAGCCUGAAGAAGUUUUUGACUCAAACAGUUCAGUCUGACGAACAUUUAUUUGAGUUCAAACUAUGACCAGAAUGUUAGGGAAGGUUAAUGAGUCACAGAGACUCUCUUCAAGUCACGUCAGAUCAAGUCACAGUGAAUCAAGUCUGCUGAAACUUCAGUUUCAACAUCGAGUCUCAAGUCACAUUGAGUCAGUUUAGUGUGACUCGAUGAGACUCACCUAGUUACAGCGAGUCUCAUGAAACCACACUGAGGUGACAUUAAGUCUCAUGGAGAUGAGUCACUACGAGUCAGCUCAGUCCAUGUUGACCAAACAAGUCCCAUCAAGUUACAUCGUGUCCCCCGUCACGAGUCUUGUGAGUUUCAGUUCUCACUGAGUCGCAUCUAGUCACAUUUAGCGUUGUUAAGUAACACCGAGUCACAAGUAAUGCCCAGUUUCAAGUUACAGCAAGUCUCAUUGAGACAAGUCGAGUCACAUCAAUGAGUCAUCAAGUAACAUUGAGGCUGUUCAAGUCACCUUGAGUCAUGUUGAGUCAAGUGUCGAGUCAGGCGUCAUGCUGUCCUUGGGGUCAAAGGUCACUGUCAGGUCAGAGCCCUCGCUGCCUUCCUCUCUGCUCUGAAAUGAGCCGAGUUUUUCUAAGAAUUUAAAAACAGAACAAACUAAAAUGUUUUAUUGAACUUGUCGAUAAUUUCAGUUCUUUUUCUAGAACUUAUUUCUUUCAGUUCAUUCUUAUUUUUCAGUCGCUGCUGUUUGGUGGUGAAGAGGAAAUUCUGCCAAAAUGAAAACCUGUGAAGAAGACCAUUUAAAUUUGUUUAUUAUUAUUGCUAAUAAUAUCAUAAUUAUUUCCACCCCCCCACCGCUUCCUGUUCUUAAUAUUGUUUGAUUUUCCCUGAUUAUUUUUGUUGGUAGUUGAAUGAUGUGAAAAUGUUUCUAGAAUUUGAGAAAAGUUGUGUUUUCAGCUGAAGGUAGAGUGACUGAUUAAACUCCUCUCAGGUUUGAUUUAGACUUUUUACAAUGGACAUUAGUCAUGUUUAAUAAUAAGCCAUACAUGAGAUUUCUAAGCCAUAUUUUCCAUAGAUGUUCAGUGUUAUUUUAUAUAAAAACCUGAUUAUUGAGUCUUCUUGUUAAUUUAAACUCUACGACUACCUCCGCCUGCCUCCUGCUGUGGACACGCUGUAGAAACUAAAACUAAGAUGUAGAGAUUGUAGUGAAUGAAGGCUAGAACCAAUGAGAAAAGUGAGGCUUUAAUGUUACUGAUUUCUUUUCUCUCAAAACAUUUUAUUUUCAAUAAUGUGUCAUUUUAAAAAAGUAUCCCAAAGCUUUAAAUUGCUUUUUAAACAGAACAGAACAGAUGGAAGAGAAACAGAGAAACUUCAGGAGUUUGAUCCAAAAACAGAUUCACACCUCAAUUAUUUCUGUCGACACCAAACCGAUAAAUUUAGGUAAAAUUUACAUGAACUUUGGUUUGAUUUGAUCCUUCAUGUGCGGACCUUCAUGCUGUGUAGUUUCAUGUUUUCAGUGUGGAGUUUUUGAGUUUUGGGCUGAACUUUUUGUUUCUCUUGUGUUUUUAAUGUUUUUCACCAUCUGAGAAUUUUUCUCUUCUGAUGAUUUGACACAUGAAAACCAAAUAAAACUGAAGUAGAAAACU